AUGGAAAUCUCCCAGCACGCCCGAUACGUCUGCACAUUCUGCGGCAAGAACAGCGUAAAGCGAAAGGCCGUGGGCAUCUGGGAGUGCCGAUCGUGUAAAAAGACCGUUGCUGGUGGUGCCUGGACUGUCUCAACACCUGCGGCUGCUACCACUCGAUCGACCAUCCGUCGUCUCCGAGAAAUUGCGGAAGUUUAA
Paracoccidioides brasiliensis Pb18 is the source of this 195-nucleotide messenger RNA. Its product is annotated as 60S ribosomal protein L43. Gene Ontology annotation, molecular function: structural constituent of ribosome. The transcript has 2 exons. Gene Ontology annotation, cellular component: ribosome. The coding region runs from base 1 to 195 and encodes 64 amino acids. The record is from RefSeq and is a predicted model, not a curated record. Gene Ontology annotation, biological process: translation.